Ipomoea nil (Japanese morning glory) is the source of this 2791-nucleotide messenger RNA. RefSeq lists its product as uncharacterized. The coding region runs from base 908 to 1600 and encodes 230 amino acids. The transcript has 3 exons. The record is from RefSeq and is a predicted model, not a curated record. Lineage: Eukaryota; Viridiplantae; Streptophyta; Magnoliopsida; Solanales; Convolvulaceae.
UUAAAAGAAUAAUUCGUUCUCUUAACAAAAUAAUCGUAGGAAUUAAUUAAUUAGGUAUUAAAGUCAUUUUUGGGUGUCAUAAAACUUACGGCAAUUAUAAGGAAACGAUGACGCUCUCUGCUUCACGAACGACGGAGGAUCAGGAUUUGCUUGAACGUAGUACCAAAAAGACCAAACGCGAUGAUGGUGUAUCGUCCGAGAAGGCUAUGGACAUGGCGGAGGUCGUCCCGGAGACACCAGCUGAGGCAAUGCAUGCGUACAACGACAACGCGGUAGCGCCAUGUAGCCCGAGGCGUCCAAUAUCCUAUCGGGAUACGGUCGUGGGCCAGGCCUCGGUACGAUCGAUCUCGCUGGAAGGGGAUGAAGAGGGGAAUGACGUCUAUUCCGAUGGCGAAGGGGCGGAUGGGGAUGACGAUCCGCUAUGUCCUACGAUCAGAUUGACAAAUAAGGAGAAGGAAGCGAUCCGUAAACCUUGGCGCCAGGCACUGAUCGUAAAAGUCUAGGGUAAGCAGGUGGGGUAUUCCUAUUUGCUAUGCCGACUCAACGCUCUGUGGAGGCCUAAAGGUAGCAUGGAUCUUGUUGCGAUUGACAAUGGCUACUUCUUGGUUCGCUUUGGGUCGAAGGAGGAUCUGGAGUACGCGAAGUACGAAGGGCCUUGGAUGGUCCUCGAUCAUUACCUGAUCGUUAAGGAAUGGGCUCCAGAUUUCGAUCCUACGACGGACAAGACUGAGAAGGUGCUGGUAUGGGUUCGUUUUCCUUGUCUUCCUAUUGAGUACUAUGAUGGGUUUUUUUUUUUUUUUUUUUUUUUUUUUUUUUUUUUUUUUUGCAGAAAAUAGGGAGGAAGAUCGGUCGCCCAAUCAGGGUCGAUCAUGCGACGAGCUUGGCGUCCCAAGGCCACUUUGCGCGCAUGUGCGUGGAGAUUAAUCUUACAAAGCCCCUCAUCUCCAAGUUCAAAAGACACGGGAGGACCAGAUUCAUCGCCUAUGAGGGGAUUCAUCUAGCUUGUUUCCUUUGCGGAAUGUACGGGCACAACCACGAAGCCUGCCCGAGGAAAGCCGUGACUACCGCAGCUAGGGAUUCCUCACAGACUGGUGAGAAGGAAGAUGACGGGCUCACCGGAGCAAACCAGUUGGUGGUGCAGAAGCAGCAGGCUACUGUGGUAGAUCACAGUGCAACUUUUGGAUCGUGGAUGUUGGUCACAAGAACUGAUAAUCGCCAGCGGAGGAAGUCGGAGGUGGGUGGCAAGGCACGUACGGGAAGAGAUGAGUCACACCAAGGCAGAUCACGCUUCCAGCCUCUGGCGGAUGUUCAAGAGGACCACGUCCAAGGGGAGGUGACCGGGCAGAAAUUAGCACCAACAGAGGUGGCGCCAGAGCGCAACCACACGUCCCCUGCAGCGGCACAAGCCUUAGAGAAACCCCGAAGUCAACGCCGGGCAAAUGUCAUAGUAAGCGAGAGGCAAAUAGAGAACCAGACAGGCAAGGCGAAGGCCUCGGCGGCAGAGAAAGGCGAGGCUACCAGUGGAAGACAGAGGAAGAGUGGGGCAUCGCGCAAUGUUGCUGAGGAGGAGGAUCACGUGGUGGAGGUUGUAGCUAGCUAAGGAAGAGGGGGAAUCCAAGCAAGAAGAAGAAUUCUACAAAGGUUUUAACGAGACAUGGACGCGCAUCAUUAUGGAGUGUGUGCAAACGGCUUCUAUGUCCAUUGUGUGGAAUGGCAUGCGAUUACCACAGUUCCGCCCGGGGAGGGGCAUACGUCAAGGUGAUGCCAUGUCACCGGCUCUGUUCGUCUUGUGCAUGGAACGCCUAAGCCAGAGUAUUUCGACUGAAGUGGACGAAGGCAGGUGGAAAGGGGUGCGACUUUCGCGUGACAGGCUUACUCUUUCUCAUCUUUGCUUUGCCGACGACAUGGUCCUUUUUCCGAGGCGAGCCUGGAACAAGUAAACGUUAUCAAACACUGUAUGGAACGGUUCUGUGCAGUUUCUGGCAAAAAAAUCAGUUUAAACAAAUCACAAGUGUUUUUCUCGAAGAACACGCCACCGGGUAUUGCAGAGGCCAUCUCAGCUGAGCUAAACAUCCCGACCACGACGGAUUUGGGCAGAUAUUUAGGAGUCCCUUCAGUGCAUGGUCGAGUGACUCAUGCUACUUUUGCAGGACUUCUAGACCGGUUAUCGACCAGACUAGAAGGAUGGCGAAGCAAGCUCUUCACGUUGGCGGGCAGAGUCACUUUGGCAAAGUCUGUCUUGAGUGCUAUCCCGAAUUAUACCAUGCAAACCGCGAGCUUGCCCAAAGGUAUUUGUCAAAAGUUGGAGGCGAUUACACGCUGUUUUAUCUGGGGCGGGGACAGCGAAGCAAGGAAAGUUAACCUGGUCAAGUGGGAGAUAGUGACAAGGCCGAAAGCAGAGGGCGGUUUGGGAUUGCGCAGAUUGCAGGACGUGAAUACCGCGUUCAUGGCAAAGUUGGGAUGGCGUUUGGCACAGAAGGGGGCAGCUUGUGGUCUGAAGUUUUAACCACCAAGUAUAGAGCGCGGGAUGGUAGAUGGAUUGCGACUACAUCUCAGAGUGUGUCCAACGCUCGGAGAGGGAUUUGCAGCGCGUAUGACAUCCUUGAAAAGGGCCUGACAAAAGUUGUUCGCAAUGACAGGAGCACUAAGUUUUGGAUGGAUAACUGGGUGCACGGGCACAUUCUGUAGGACCACAUGAAGAGGUCGGUGCCCUUGCCGGAGUUGUACGGCCGUGUCGCCGACUAUUGGGAAGGCGGACGCGGGUGGAAAUGGGAGCUUUUAGAGGGCGUCC